Molecule: messenger RNA, 606 nt
Organism: Stylonychia lemnae
Lineage: Eukaryota; Ciliophora; Spirotrichea; Sporadotrichida; Oxytrichidae
Source: the annotation of a GenBank genome assembly
AUGGUAAUGACAAAUAAUCUGAUAAUGAAUGGCUUUUAUGAUGCAAGAUCACCAAUUAUGACUGAUAAAUCUUUAUCCUCCCCAGGUUUACCUGACAAAGAGGAGCAUGAAAUGAGACAUGGUGAGAUUAAUAAUGACGAAGAUGAAGGUACUGGAACCAACUAGAAUAAAAACAAUCUAAGCAUAGACUAUUUUCCUGAGGCAGGGAUGAAUCAAUUUGAUUCUAAAAACUCCAUCAGAAGAAUGCGCACAGAUGCCGAGUCUAAAGAGUUUACCCCUACCCUUGAUGAUGAACAUCAUCUUAGAGUUGUAGAUAAAUAGAGUAUAGUAACCUUCAGUCAGCAGAGUGAGAGAAGUUUGCGGAAAAAGCAACGAUCUAACCUCGGAUCAGCCAACUAACACUCUAAAUAAAGCCUGAUGCCCACUAGGGAGACUCCUCCUUUAGCUCCUAAGAAAAAAGCUAAGAAAAAAGUUACUUUCAGAGACAAAGUCUUCAAAGGCAGUUAAAUCGCUGAUACUUAUAUCGUAGAGAAAAUUAAAUACCCCUCAAGACAUGAAGUAGAAGAGGAAUCUGGAAGUGUAUCAUGCGUUUGUAACAUAUUCUGA